Messenger RNA from Elgaria multicarinata webbii, 2993 nucleotides. It is a transcript of the gene NKAPD1, whose product is annotated as NKAP domain containing 1. The coding region runs from base 219 to 1115 and encodes 298 amino acids. The record is from RefSeq and is a predicted model, not a curated record. The transcript has 6 exons. NCBI's taxonomy places the organism in Eukaryota, Metazoa, Chordata, Lepidosauria, Squamata, Anguidae.
UCGCUCCGCGCUUUCCGGGUUCCGCGGCCUCACGAGCCUCCGUGGCGCCGCCUCAGCCCCGUGUGUCCCGCUGAGACGCUCGGAACUCAGGUGUCGGAGGAGGAACGUGUGAAUGGCGGACUCGCCUGCGACUCGUGUUCAGGGGUGACGCGCUGGUGGCUGGUGAGGGGGACGCUUUGUGCUUCGUUCCCUGCCUAUUUUAUGCCUCGCGUUAAAGGAUGUCUCGUGUCCCUUUGGGGAAGGUUCUUCUGCGAAAUGUCAUUCGGCACACAGACGCACAUAACAAGAUUCAAGAAGAGUCGGAAAUGUGGAAAAUACGGGAGAUGGAAAAGCAGAGCAAAGACAUACAUUGGGGCAAGGAAAAAAGAAUGCUUCCAGUUAGUUCCAGCAGCCGAAUGCGCAGUGAUGGGUUUGAUGAGGAGAGCCAGCAAGCCAACUGGAAGGCAAGGGACUUGGCUCCUGUGUCAGUGACGAUGGAAGAUGACCUUCGGCAUGCCCGAUACUGGAACAAGAAGCUCUAUGAAUGUGAAGCUAACAUGCCAGACAGGUGGGGCCACAGCGGGUACAAAGAGUUAUAUCCAGAAGAAUUUGAUACAGACAGUGACCAAGGGCAAGAUGAACAAAACUCGGUGAACGGAAAAAGAAAAUCUCAGCCUGGCAAGCAGUCUUCUCUCGAGCUGUCCAAAAGGAAAAAGGCCAAGAAGUCACAUAAGAAGAAACAGAAAAAGAAAUCUCACAAGAAGCGAAAGAAGAAGAAACGGGAGCAAUUGAGUGCAGCAGCGGAUUCUUCCCAGGAGUCUGAAGGUUCAGAGGGCGACGCUGAGAAGAGGAAGCGGAAACGUCAUAAAAAGGCCAGGAAGACUUCCACGAAGGCACCGGCCUCUUCCUCAGGACAAGGCAGUGACUCUAGCAAAGCAAACAGCUGUGCCUCUAGCACCUCUGCAGACAGCGAACCAGAGGAGGAACAGGAGAGGCAGCCGAAGAAAAAGAGGAGGAAACGUCACACGUCUGUGUCAGAAAGAUGCAGCGAGAGGGUGCAGGAGAAGCGCAGCAAGAGGAAGAACUGGAAAGUGGCGGCUGAUGAGAAUUCCGAGGAUAGUUCGGACGAGGACUAACAGAAAGGGAACAGCUUGCUCUGUGAUUGUGGGGGGGGCUUAUUUUCGGAGAGAGCAGGUCUGGCCCCCAACUGCUGCCCCCUUGGAACAAACAGCAGUCUGAACUGGCCACAUAACAACUCUCAGAUCCGAGUUCUGCAAACCUUGGUAACUUGCAAGGGACAGCUUUGCCUUUCAUGCCAAUUAGAAACUAGACAGGAAGUGAGAGUUCUCAGUGAUAGCUCCUGUUUGUCCACUCCAGAUUCUGUCUGGAUACCCCAUCUGUUCGUAACAGUAUGAACUCUUAAAUCAAAAAGUGCUACUCUUCGAGACAGCACAGAAGGGAACUUGAUGACGUUUGGUCCCCUUUGCUUUUUAAAAACCUGACUGUAUUUUUAAUGGCCAAUGCGUAAAAGCUAAUUGCAAUAAAUAAUGAAGGAAAUAAGUUAGAAGCUUCCCCAAGCUGCCAACAUACAUUUGCCACACACCCUUUUGUCACUUGCGUGGAGAAGCAGAUGGUCAUGGACAGGACGUGGCAACAGGUACACAGAUCAAGCGGAGAGCAAGCAGCGUGGGCCGUGUGGCCACCCUACGCUCCUGUAAGACCUACUGUGGUGCAGAACUACCAUACAAUCGCCACCGUGAGCUUCAGUGUACUGUCUCUGCUAGCCAUCUUGUGGACAGAUGGGAGCUCAGAGCCACACUGGCCCUGCAAGAAAGUGUUCGAUACUGUCUGCUAUAUUCCGUCUGUAAAAAUGGUUGUCGUCUUUGCUGGGAACUGGUGCGUGUUCAAGCUGCUCUCUCUUGCAGUUCUUGCCAUGCAGUCAAGGAAUUCUACUACCAAGCAAAAGUUAGGAAGUGAAUGAUAAGAGCAGAUGGAGUGAUGGAGCAGCAGUUCUUAGUUCAGAGCACAGAAGAGGCCAGGACCUUGCUCCGUCUGGCCCUUCCUUGUGGGAUGCCUCUCUAGGAAAUUUAAACUUAGGACACAGAAUUGUAUCCGUGAAGGAUCCAUGGUGUAAUUAGUCAGGACUGGGUUGACUUUCAUGCAAAACUCCUCCGAACCUCCAAAUGCAGACAUGCCACCUUUGUGUUAGAGGAGGCAGUAGGAGAGGUGGAUUUGUUCAGAAGGUUGGCUUAGCUCACCACACAGCCUCGUGGCUGCAGAGAUAUUCACUCAAGCAUACAGCUAACAUACAUUAAUCAUAAUCCCCCUUCCCCCCAUUAGUUCUCUCAGUGGCAUAUGUACAUCACAGACCUAUCUUGGUUAACAGUCAUUCCCUCUUCCCCAAAAGAGCUCAGGUGCUCAGCAUUGAGUUCUUCACAUUCUCCGCAAAAUGCAAUUCCCAGACUACUUUGGGGGAAGCCAUGACAAUUAAUCAGCUAUAAAACGGCUGUUUGCAGAGUUGAUAAUGUCCAUAUUUUGUCUUUUACAAAAGGGGACUGUUGCAAACACAAGGCACUAACUCAGGAUAAUGGGCUGGUUGGAAUGGGGGCUCAGGCUUUUCCCUCCCUAUUUCUGGCUCCCCAGUUGUUUACCCUUAAUGGUCCCAUAUCAUAUUCCUUGUCUCAGUAACUUGCUGCUGGAACUUUACUUUUUAUCAGCCAUUUUGACCACUUCCCACCCAACCACCCCUCGGCCUCCCUCCGUAAAGGCAACUGUCUGGCAUUCCAUGGCUGUGGAAUCAUGUUCCAAAGAUCAGAAUGCCAGGUUUUCUGUCCUGUGUUGUGGUACCAGCAUAUAAAACAUAUUUUUUAAAAUAACUGUAAUGUGUUGAUAUAAAAAGCAAGGCAAUUGGAAGUACUUUGUACAAAAUUGAACUAUUUUUUUAUAUGUGCAAAAUACUGGCAUGAAUAUGUUCAGGUCUGCAAGAAUAAACAGUGUUGACUUCAGCCAUCGAA